CAUAUUCUCCCAUCCACAGCAUCCGGUCGGAAUAAAGAUGGCAGCGCCCACGGGAGGCGGUGUGAGCAGUAACAGCUCCACGGUUUCUGAAAAAUCUCCUCUUGCUGACAAAUCAUUUGCUACUGUUGUAAGCAGAUUAAUAGGGGAAGAUAAACCAAAGACUUCUGAAUAUGUUCCACUACCUGUUUUGCCAGGUACUCUCCCAAAAUCAAAGGAAGAAUUGAUGGUUGCCAGGGCCUUUGAAAGCUGUGCAUUCAAGUCCACCUUGAGCUUAGUCAUGGGUUUUGGACUAGGAGCCAUGUUUGGAGUUUUUGCGGCAUCCAUUGAUCCUAUGAGCACAAUGACCACAGAAACCCCAUCAACACGUGUUUACUUAAGAGAAAUGAAAAACAGAUCAAUAUCAUAUGGGAAAAACUUUGCUGUCAUUGGCUGUAUGUUUGCAGGAACAGAAUGCCUUAUUGAAACAUAUCGUGGGCAAACUGGUCUUCUCAACGGGACAUUUGCUGGGGGACUAACUGGAGGUCUCAUUGGACUAAGAGCUGGUGUGAAAGCAGGUAUGUUUGGAGCUGUUGGAUUUGCUGUCUUCUCUACAGUAAUUGACUAUUAUUUCAGGCAUUCAUAACAAUGCCAGGCCACAUGAAACUGGGUUUCAGGAAUGAACAUUUGUGUUUAGACAAGCAACAUAGCAUGUUGCUGUGUUUUUCCAAUAAAAAGAGAAAGGAAUUUAUGGAAAAAGAUACUCAGUACAGUCAAACCUUGGUAAAAUUUAACGGUUCAAAAAGUAUUUGUUCUUGCAUUUUGUAAAAAGAAUAAAUCUCUGUGAAAAUAAUAUUUUUCCA
Messenger RNA from Lingula anatina, 839 nucleotides. Its product is annotated as mitochondrial import inner membrane translocase subunit Tim22. The record is from RefSeq and is a predicted model, not a curated record. Gene Ontology annotation, cellular component: TIM22 mitochondrial import inner membrane insertion complex. Gene Ontology annotation, biological process: protein insertion into mitochondrial inner membrane. Lineage: Eukaryota; Metazoa; Brachiopoda; Lingulata; Lingulida; Lingulidae. Gene Ontology annotation, molecular function: transmembrane protein transporter activity.